AUGACUCAAAAACUGUUCGAUAUACGUACCGCUGGCGAUGGCAAUGGCGCCUUACAGAAUCUGGUCUCCAGCCAGACCAACGAAGUCAAUUCCGCACAUCUGGUGAUUGACACAGAGCCGUUCCGAUUUCUCGAUCUGCCUACUGAGAUCCGCAAGAUGGUGUACGACUUCCUAUUUGUUGGAGCUCGACUUACGAUCGACGUUCCGAAACGCAUUCGCGCCCCUGGCAAAUCUCAUCUACGCAAUGCGUGGUUCACACAAGAAGAGGGUGCCAGCCUACCAAGCGUGCUGCUCGCAUGCAAGCCGUUGAGAGCCGAAGCUUUGCCCGUAUUUGCCGCGAACCUGAGCGCAGAGUUCUACGAUCGAUAUCAUGCCGAUUCGUGGCGAGAACGGGAGCAGUCAGAUUUCCGGCUUUUGGCGAAUCCACGUAAAGUUCCAGCACACUACUUGCGUGAGGUUCGAUCGGCUUAUAUCUCCCACCCGAGCAUCGAGCCCAUACUCUCAUUGCACAUGCCAAAGCUUGAAGAAGUUCGUUACUGGGUCGGUACGACGCUGCGCGCCCCGCAUUACGGCAAUGUCAUGCCGUCGAACGGAAAUCCGCACGAGCUUGACUCACAUAUCAGAAUUCUAGCUGGCAGUUUCAAGGAUCGCUGCAGAGGUCUGGAUGCUCUGGUGGAAUCGUCUCUCAAAAUUGUGCUACUGUGUGUCAUUUACCAUCACCGCCAACGAACUGCUAGUGUGUAUAGGCAGGUGAGUGUCCUUCCCCUUUCCCAGUUCACGGACUAA
Messenger RNA from Cyphellophora attinorum, 786 nucleotides. RefSeq lists its product as uncharacterized. Lineage: Eukaryota; Fungi; Ascomycota; Eurotiomycetes; Chaetothyriales; Cyphellophoraceae. The coding region runs from base 1 to 786 and encodes 261 amino acids. The record is from RefSeq and is a predicted model, not a curated record. The transcript is spliced from 2 exons.